AUGCUUGAGCGAUACAUACGUGUUAGGUUGUUGUGUGUUUGUGAAUUGUAUAUGAUUCCUGGAAUAUUUCGUUGUGUGACGACGUUUUCGUCGCGUUUUAUCUUCGGUCUUGCGAAUCUGUGUCUUCCGGGAGCAAGUAAUUCAAAAGCGAAUAUCGGAUACGAAAUGGCUGCUGAACCGGUGAUCGUUCCAGCCAAAGGCAAACACACUGCUACAAUAAUCUUCCUGCAUGGACUUGGUGAUACGGGUCAUGGAUGGUCGAGUGUUUUUGCUGAGGAAAUACCAAUUGAGCACGUCAAGUCCAUAUGUCCUACAGCACCAAUGAUUCCGGUCACACUGAACAUGGGUAUGCGGAUGCCAUCAUGGUUCGAUCUUUAUGGUCUUACUCCUGAUACGCAGGAAGAUGAGGAUGGUAUCAAUCAAUCAACAAAACUUAUCCAUUCUAUGAUCGAUGAGGAAAUACGAUCAGGUACACCUUCCGACCGAAUUAUUGUAGGUGGAUUUUCAAUGGGCGGUGCAUUAGCACUGUAUGCAGGUCUCACUUAUGAUAAGCCACUUGCUGGAAUACUUGGUCUCAGCUCAUUUCUUGUACAGCGCACAAAGAUACCUGGCGUGAGCAUUUACGUUGCUCUAUUAUCCCGUAAUUCAGUGAAGUGUUCAUCUCCAUGGAAACAAGAGAAAUCAGAAGAAGUAAACCUAGCGGUGAUAGUAUAUGGUUGUAAUAAAGUUUCAAAUUUCAAGAAUCACACAGCGAACAAAGCAACUUGCAUCUUUAUGGGACAUGGUGGAUCUGAUUUUAUGGUACCGUUAGCGUUUGGUGAGAUGACUGCCGCUCACUUGAAGAAAUUCAAUCCAAACGUAGUCUUCAAAACAUAUUCAUCGAUGGCGCACGGAAGUUGUGCAGAGGUAUUAAAGAUUCAUUGA
Molecule: messenger RNA, 924 nt
Organism: Anisakis simplex (herring worm)
Lineage: Eukaryota; Metazoa; Nematoda; Chromadorea; Rhabditida; Anisakidae
Source: the annotation of a GenBank genome assembly